This is a messenger RNA of Daucus carota subsp. sativus, 1230 nucleotides long. Its product is annotated as BTB/POZ domain-containing protein At4g08455. Gene Ontology annotation, biological process: regulation of proteolysis; proteasome-mediated ubiquitin-dependent protein catabolic process. Gene Ontology annotation, cellular component: cytoplasm. The record is from RefSeq and is a predicted model, not a curated record. Bases 91 to 915 code for a protein of 274 amino acids. Gene Ontology annotation, molecular function: ubiquitin protein ligase binding. NCBI's taxonomy places the organism in Eukaryota, Viridiplantae, Streptophyta, Magnoliopsida, Apiales, Apiaceae. The transcript has 2 exons.
UACAAGUCACGGAUGACUUAUACCUGACCCGAAACAAAAACAAUUAAAAACCGAAUCAAUCGCAAUCAUCCAAACAAAGCACGCACAGUGAUGAGGCGCCACCGUCACCAACUGCCCCCACAAGUCACCGAUGACGACGACGACGACGAUGAUUCCGACGACUCCGACGACGACCCCACGAUGAAAUGCGUCUCCUGCAAAGAAGACUACACUCGCUGCGACGCCGGCACUUGUCGCGAAUGCUACGAAGAAGCCAGCGAGACUGAAGAAGAACUCAAACGUGAGAUCGAUGAGCUCAAAUCCAAGGUCUCCUUUUUGAGAUUCUGGGCCCCACUUCAUCAGCUGAGCAAUCGGUUCGCUACUCCGUGUUUUACCGAUGUUGUUUUGAUGGCUUCUGGAGAUGGGUGUGGUGAGGCUGUGCCUGUUCCUGCUCACAAGGCUGUUUUGGCCAGCCGAUCUCCAGUGUUUAGGGCUAUGCUUGAAAAUGAAAUGGUGGAGAGUCUAAGUGGUACCAUCAAGAUCAGUGAUGUAUCAUAUGAUGCGCUUCGUGCCUUUGUGAACUAUAUGUACACUGCGGAAGCAUGUCUGGAUGAGCAGAUGGCCUGUGACCUUCUGGUGCUGGCUGAAAAGUACCAAGUGAAGCACCUCAAAACAUAUUGUGAGAAAUACAUGAUUUCCAAACUGAAUUGGGAAAAUUCGCUUGUGAACUUCGCUUUCUCACACCAGCAUAAUGCUAAAAGUUUGCUCGAUGCAUCCCAAUCACUGAUAAUGGAUAACAUGGACAAGUUGAGCAAGAGCGAGGAGUACAAGGAGCUAGUUGAAAAAGAUCCACGGCUUGUAGUACAGAUCUAUGAAGCUUACCUGUCCAAGCAAGUUAAUACAGCUUCACUAAAAGAUUGCUCUACCAAGGCUUAGUAAAUACAGCAAGCCAAAAAAUUCUAAUUUAAACUAAGCUCGGGUAUACUCCAUCGAAUUCAGCAUGUUCACGGGGGCAAUUACUGUGUUUUAGAUCCAUUCUUGCUUAGCAAAACAUGACAUGCAAAUUAUUGACUGUUGUUUUCGGUUAAAAUAUCACUAAAAACUCUGGAGUUCCAGAACUACUUGCCUGUGGAUCACUAGAGGUUUUAUCGUAUUAAGUUUUGCAUGUUGGAUGCGAAGCUUUGGUGUUUAGCCCCAGUCCUUGUUUUUGUCUGAGUUGAAAGCAACAAUGCCUUCAGUUCCUUGUUUGGA